UCUCUCACAUACACUUUUCGCGUCUCGUUCACUCCGCAUGCUUUUGCUUUUUUGGUUGAGCCGGAAUCGAGUGCCGCAUAAGCCAAGCCUUCCAAGCGGAGCCGACUUUAGUCCAAGUUUGAAAGUUGGAGCGUUUAGUACGUGUUGUACGUUGAGCUCUCUCUCAUCUGCGUGAACGCCUGCCGGAAACCCACCACCUCACCGCCACCUCCUUAAGAAGUAGCAACUUUGUCUUGCGAACGGCGGAAUUUCCCAUCUUUCACAUCGCGAACUGAUUGUCGUGAUUUGAUUAAUUGGAACCGUUUGGGUGAUUACACACCGAACUCGCGUGUGUGUGUGUAUGUGGGUGUGCGUGUGUCUGUGCUUUUUUUUUUGAAGGCGCGAGUAGCGCCAAGUGUUGUUGUGCCUAAUCAGUCAACCGUAGCCUCGCGAGAUUGUCUAUUGUUUCGUGCGGGGGUGAUCGAAGCUGCCGAAGCCUAGCCUAAGGAAAUACAUUUACGCGAGGGGAGAGACGUCCGAUCGGGAAAUCGAGAAGAAAUGUGGCGAAGAGUGGAGGAGUGUAAAGUGUGUAAUUAAUUUCCCUCCCUGCUGGUAGUUCAUUAAACUUUUAGUCGGGGCUUCUCGUACAUCUGUGAUUCUCUAUUGUUUCUCCCGGUUCAGACGAGAGAACAAGAAUUCAGAAAAGGAGAAACCGAAAACAAACCUGGAAAAAAAGAACACACAUCGAAUUGCGGGGGUUCGAACAGUCGAACAGAGUGUAGGUAAUAAGUUGCCGAUUUGGGAAGAAAACUAAAGCAGCAGCAUUUGUAAAUUGGAGAAAACCGGUUGAAAUACACUUGUGGACCUCCUCCUCCUGAUAACCGAUCGGGUCGAGAGUGCGGCAAGUGGUGAGCUGCGGUGCUUUGGAAAAGAAACGUGAGCGAGAAGAGCUAGGAAGAGAGAAAGAGUGUGUGUCUUGGAGCUGGGAGUGAAACUAGAGCACGACAAACGGAUUGUGGCUGGAAGGAAGCAGCAGGAGCAGCAGCAGCAACAGGCGUCAUCGUCAUCGUCGUCUUCGUGCGUGUGCCUCUCGGAGAGAUCAGAAGAACGCGCGCGCGGUCCUGCUGCCGGUAUCAAACAAGUGGUUUUUGUUUCGAUGACAUGCUUUUGAUUGGAAAUUUCGAAACUGUUGACGCGUGACAAGUUGUUGCGGUGGAGGUGAUUUCAACGGUCGGUGUCGAUUUAUUCACUUAUUUAUCUCUCACUCAAGGAGACCCAAAAUAACGAGAGAAACGAGUUUAUAGGCUCUAUUAAGCCGCACACAGAAGGAAAAUAAAUGAAAAAUAGUUUUUUGGUGAUAUAAAUAAAUAACGACUGAUGCCUUACUUAUGUACGCUGCACGCUUGAGAAAGCAGACCAGAUAGAGCCAACGAAUAGGUGAUUUAAUAUAAAAGAAGAAACAAAAAAUAUAACGUAUACAAACAAAGAGGAGAGAAAAUAAUUAGAGCUAAUUAGUAAUGGUUUAGUAUUAUUUUCCACACCUAACUUUGAAAGUAAGUUUGGGUUUUCUUCUUAACCGUACGAAACUUCAUUCAUCGACUCGAUUCAGGAAGUGAACACAAGAGAAAAAAGAGUAGUGCACACAACUGUGUGGCAGUGAGUGUGUGUUUGUGUAUGUUUUCUGUGGAAAAGUGUGCCUGAAGAAGGGAAAAUUGUCCCACCAGAGCAAACGACACAACAAAGGGCAAGGAAAUCCUAGUUUCCCUUUCGAAAGGUGACCCGAAAGAAAAUUUGUUUGAGGUGCACAGUGCUACUGUCCGUUAAGUGUGUCUGUGGGUGGAUUUUAAGUUUUUGUACCCCCAAUUCUUAAGAGCAACGUGACGAGCCCAAGGCGGCCGCUCGAAAAGCCUGCAAGCUGGAUUAUCUACACAUGGAUUUCGACGACGGGGACCUGAAGGAGCUAUGGGACACGGAUCUCGACACGACCAUGCAAGACACACUGAAAAUGUCCAGUUAUGUGGACAUGCAGGAUUGGAUGGAACGCGACUCGAAGCUCCCGCCGGUGAUCUUGAACGACAAACUGAUGACGGACGCGAUCAUCGGUUCCGGCAUGCCGAUCAAGACCGAACACUCGUACAGCCUCAAUUCGGACGGCGACUCGAUAUCGGACACCCUGCCCGACUCGCCCCACAGUCUGCAGAACAAAAUGGACGAUAUCGAAGAAGAGUGCUACCCCGCGAUCAGCAUGAACACAUCUGCCAAUGGUCAGAGUAAACAGCACAUUAUUCACCGAUUCCAGCCUAACAUUCCAGCGUUGCUCUCUGCAGCGAGUAAUUCGGUGCUCACAACCUUCGGAGGUCACAAUGUAUCCGCCCUCAAAAGCACCGCAUCCGGUGGCGCGAGUCUUAACCUGCUUAGCGCACUUCAGCAGUCGAGCAGUAGUCUAGCCCAGCAGACGCAACUGGUUUUGUGCAAUCCGGUUGGCUUGAACAACAAUCACCUCACCGUCAACAACAACCUCAGCAAGGAAAUCAGCAACAGCAGCAGCAGCACCAAUAGCUUACUGCUCAGCUCGGGCUACAGCAGCAAGCAAAGUUGUUCCAACGAAUCGUCCUCAUCCAGCUCUGGCAGUAUAGCCUCAGACAUAGAAAUCGAUGAGAUGACCGUCAAGGAAGAGCCCAUAUCUCCUAGUUCGAGCUGUCCUCCGUCACCCUCAGGAGCCGGCACCAGCGGAACAGUCGUGAAUGGCUACACCAUCUCCACGGUGAAUCUGGCCAAUAUGGCGGCCUAUGCACAGCCCGACCUUGUGUUGGAACACAAGAACGGUACCCUCCAGCUUACCUCCGCCUCGCAGAGUUUACUGAAAAAUCAGCAAAUCAUCAUCAACGGCAACACAAUCUCCACGACCAGCGGCAGCAGUAGUGCCUCCACUCCGUCCCAGCCUGCCUCUGCCCCGCCUAAGAUUGUGAUGUCCAAAUUAAACAUCAAGCUGGAACCACAGUCAUCCAGCUCCUUCGGUCUACCUCCGACACCUCCUUCUUCGCUGCCAAGCGACGAAUCCGAGGGCAACCAAAGUCCGGAGCAUCACACGUCGCCCCUAUCUCCGCCCACAGUGAUCUCAGCCGCGUCCCCCAGCACAAGCUCGAGCAGUUCCGUCAGCAGCAGCAGUAGCGGUGGCAGCACUCCCUCCAGCCGAAGGACCUCGGUGAACAACGGUGCCAACGGGGCACCGGGAACUCCCACAUCGAUGAUCACUUCCUCGCCCGGUGUUUCACGGACGGUCGCUAGUCAGAGUGUGACGACCAGGCAGCCAAUUCACACGCCCCUCAUCAGCACUCAACCGAAGGGUUCGACGGGGACGCUCAUCCUGACAGAGGAGGAAAAACGCACCCUGCUGGCCGAGGGUUACCCCAUCCCAACGCGACUUCCACUGACCAAAGCCGAGGAGAAAUCGCUCAAAAAGAUUCGGAGGAAAAUCAAAAACAAGAUUUCCGCCCAGGAGAGCCGACGAAAGAAGAAGGAAUACAUGGACCAGCUCGAGCGUCGCGUCGAGAUCCUGGUCUCGGAGAACCUGGACUACCGGAAGCGGGUGGAGUCCCUCGAGGACUCCAACCAGAAUCUUAUGACCGAAUUGGCGAAGCUACGCACUCUCAUCAGUCGGCAGCAGAGCGUAAGGAAGAUGUAAUGGGGCAACUAUUGCAGCGUCGAUCCUUACUCGUUACGUCGAUUGGUUUUCUUUUCUCUUCAGUUUGUGUUUAUUUGUGUAUAAGAACAGCAUCUCUGGAUUUCCUAAACUGUAACAACAUGUACAAAGUAGAUAAUUUUUCAACGUGCGCUUCUUCCGCCGCCGCCGUAAUGCUUGUGUGUUUUGCUAGCAAUGGAAAAAGGGAGGGAAGGUUAGUAAGCGUGGGAAACGAGACCGAGAAGUUCAGCAAUUUGGAUUGUGUGGAGCUUUUGGCAAAUGGAAAUUUUUCGUGCAAUAUUGUUAUUCCGCGUCUUCUAUUUUGGAUCUGUCUGUUUCCAUCUUUUCAUCAAAAUGUUAGUCUCAUUCUCGGCUUAGUUGAGACAGCGUUUGGGGCAGCGAACGCUGCAUAACCACAAACACGACAGGCGAUAUUAUGAAGGAUUAAAUAAACAAAGUGCAUUCCAUUAAUAGUUAGCUAAAAGUAUCAUACUAUUGCUCGUGUGCGAAUAUGCCGCAUAAUUUAUAGCUUGUAAGUGUAGACACAUCAAAUAUAUAAAUAUACACACAAAUAUUUUGUUGUUGCGAUUUAAGCAAAAUUCAACAGAACCAAUCGUUGUUGUAAGAAUUUCAAAUAUUUAUUGCAAAGUCAACCGACGAAACUGAAUCGAAACGAUCGAGUGUGCCUUGAACGAAGACGACGACAAAACGAUUCCUCUCAAACAAAAUUGGUCGAAAGUGAUCGAAAGCUUUCGCACAGUUAGCGUUGCCUUAGUUUGGAUGCGAACCAAGGCUUAGUUUCGACGCUACCCGCGCAAGGCGCUGUGUACGCACUGAAAAAUUGCGCGCUUUGAAAGUCGACAGUUAUCCUCUUUUGGUUUUUUUCCCGCACAAAAAUCACCCGAGGGUGGGUGAGAAAAGGAUGGAGUGGAGUUAAAAAGCACAGACAGGAAGUAAAAGGAAAGACAAUUUCAUCGUUAGUUUGUAAGUGAUUUUUUUUUGUUUAAAACAAAAAGUAUCCCCCAAAUAAUUAAAAAUAAUUGCUGAUUUGUAACUGAUCAUGAAUAGUAACAUUUUUCGUUACAUCCCAAUAUUUGCAGGUUUAGUGUUUAGUAGUUUAAGUCGUUUCGUUUAGUGAGUUUUUGUACAUAUACCGAGCCGGAAGCUACAGUGGAUUAAAUCGGGUAUAAAUGCUAAAACGAUCUAUCGAAUCGUACAGAUGUUGAGUGGUAUGUAAAUAGCAGACACAGGAGGGCCGUAUUCUUUUUGUCUCAAGAUCAUAUCCAUUGCGUUACUCAAUCAUUUGAGUGAAACAUUAACAUUUUUCACGUUGAAAUUUAAUUGCCUUUGCGUAAGAGAGGCAAUCUGUUUUGUUUGAAAUGAAGGAAAACUAACAAUCGUUGAUUACUAAAUUUUUCGUCCGACAUAAUGAAAUGAAGAACUGCGAACUGCGAGUACUUACAGGAAUCACGAUUGGAUAUAUUGUUAACCUGUUACAUAAACACUAGGAUUUGAUAAAGAACGUUUUUUAUAAGCAGUAAGAUAGGUGUUUUAGUCUAGGAUAUCAAAUUACGAUUGUCAACUGAGAAAGUGGAAAAAAGAGAAUAUAUUUUAUAUAAAAGUGUAUAUUGUAAGUGGAACGAUAGAUUAACCAAACCUUAAGCUUAAACAUCAAAUAAUGAGAACGAAACAACAACAAUGGCUCUGCUAGAUUUGAAAAAAAUAUCUGAGAGCAUGAUUGCCCGGGAAGCAUUUUUAUUCAUAUAACCAUUAGAAGAAUGAAAGAAAGGACACCUCACGGCACUUCUGUCCAUUACAGGCAUACAAAAUCUAGGAAACGUUCAUUUCCGGUCAAACAAAAAAAUCGGAGAGAAAGGGUGAUUUGAAAAAUCACUUCCUACUAUAAUAUAUAUAUAGCAAAGCAAAAUGAUAUGAGAAAACUGUUUCUGCCAUUUUAAUGAUUAGUUUACGUGACGUUGAAAAAAAGAGACUACUAGAAUUUCGAGGAGAAAAAAACUAUUUGUAAUAUUUAAGCUGAAGAAUAGUUUACUUUAGGCAUUAGUUUUAAUUGAACGCUAUUUCGACGACUGAUAAAAGCGUUUCGGAUCGCUCGAUCGGAAAUAUUCUCACAAAUUCGACAAGUAUCUUCCAAUUUUAUCUAACACACACACACACACGGCUAAAUCAUUGUGCAAUUUACUCCUUCUUCCUUUAUUUAAAUUGUUAUCUUUAUUUUGUUUACGUUUAUUUUUUGUUUAUAUUUUUAACAAGAACGAUACAAUAUGUUACCUACAUUAUUUUGAGUUUUAGUGUUAAGCUGCUGAUAUCUUAACUAUUUUUAAGCUGUUCAUUUUUUGUACACCACUCCGAACCCGAAACAGAAAGAAAGCACAUACAUCCGCGAGACAGGAGUAAAACGGUAUGGCAAGUUCCCUUCCCAAGUAGAAACAAACAAAAAAAAAAAAACAAAAGUCGCACAUUGUAAAAGUCAAUGAGCAUUUAUGAAAUGACUGUGUCUAGCUUACCAGCGUAAAUCCCGAAUCAAACAACCAAAUGAAACCAAUCAAACAAGUGUCAAAUUAAAAAAAAAAAAAAAGAAAACCCAAAUUCAAACACACAAACAAACAACACUGAUUACUACGCAAAUUUAGAUGAAUGAUUACUCCUACUACUUUAUAAAAGUUACUUAACGAAAUGAAGAGAAAAUCGGAAAAUACAUCUUAUUAU
Messenger RNA from Toxorhynchites rutilus septentrionalis, 6388 nucleotides. RefSeq names its product cyclic AMP response element-binding protein A (gene CrebA). Gene Ontology annotation, biological process: regulation of transcription by RNA polymerase II. Lineage: Eukaryota; Metazoa; Arthropoda; Insecta; Diptera; Culicidae. The transcript has 6 exons. The record is from RefSeq and is a predicted model, not a curated record. Gene Ontology annotation, molecular function: DNA-binding transcription factor activity, RNA polymerase II-specific; cAMP response element binding. The coding region runs from base 1910 to 3664 and encodes 584 amino acids.